GUUUUGUUUUUGUGAAGCUCUAGUUUUAUCCCACCGCUGAAGUUUAAGCGUUUGUCACCGUCCUACGCGCCGUUUUGUUUUUAUCCGCGUGAAAAUGGCCACAGACUCUCCUCGCAGACCCAGCCGCUGUGCAGGAGGAGUGGUGGUGAGGGCUCAGGCAUUCACGGAGCAGUCGUACAUGGAGAGCGUGGUGACAUUCCUUCAAGAUGUGGUUCCUCAGGCUUAUACUGGAGCGCCUCCUACUGAUGAAAAAGAGAAGGUCAUUUGGGUUCGAUUUGAGAAAGCUGACAUCAACGACACGGCGCGUAACCCGGAGUUCAUGGAGAUGCACAGCGGGACCACGGAGCCUCCUCUGUGCCUCAUGAUUGGAUACACGGACGGGCUGCAGAUCUGGAGCGUGUCUUUGGCAGGUGAAGCUCAGGAGCUGUUCUCAGUUCGUCAUGGUCCUGUCCGAACGGCCCGGAUCCUGCCUGCGCCUCAUAUCAGCCCUGUGAAGACGGAUAGCUUCUCCGACAAGAGGCCUCUGCUGGGGGUGUGCAAGAGCGCGGGGUCGUCCGGGACGAGCCCUCCGUACUGCUGCGCUGACCUGUACUCUCUGAGGACUGGAGAGAUGGUCAAAUCCAUUCAGUUUAAAACGCCCAUCUACGACCUGCACUGCAACAAACAUAUCCUCGUGGUGAGUCUACAGGAGAAGAUCGCCGCCUUCGACAGCUGCUCCUUCACCAAGAAAUUCUUCGUCACAAGCUGCUACCCCUGCCCCGGCCCCAGCCUCAACCCCAUCGCUCUGGGCAGUCGCUGGCUCGCCUACGCUGAGAACAAGUUGAUACGAUGUCAUCAGUCCAGAGGAGGAGCGUGCGGAGACAACGCCCAGUCCUACACGGCCACGGUCAUCAACGCCGCUAAAACUCUAAAGACCGGCCUGACUAUGGUGGGUAAGGUGGUGACCCAGUUGGCGGGGACGAUACCCGCCGGGACGCCCGACGAGGAGGGCAGCCCCCACAGCGCCACCCGCCGCAGCCCGCACAGCCCCGGGGUCGUCACCAUCAUCGACACCCACAGCGUCGGAGAGGGACAGGUCCUGGUGAGUGAGGAAUCGGAUGGGGAGGGAAUCGUGGCCCACUUCCCAGCUCAUGACAAGCCCAUAUCCUGCAUGCAAUUCAACCCCAGCGGGAUGCUGCUGGUGACCGCUGACUCUCUGGGCCACGACUUUCACGUGUUCCAAGUCCUGACCCACCCCUGGGCCUCAGUGCAGAGCGCAGUGCAUCACCUGUACACACUGCACCGCGGAGAGACGGAGGCCAAGGUGCAGGACAUGUGCUUCAGCCCGGACAGUCGGUGGGUGGCGGUCAGCACCCUCCGCGGCACCACCCACGUCUUCCCCAUAAACCCGUACGGCGGCGCCCCCUGCGCCCGCACCCACAUGUCCCCCCGCGUGGUCAACCGCAUGUCCCGCUUCCAGAAGAGCGCCGGGCUGGAGGAGAUGGAGGCGGAGCUGAACAGGGCCGGGGCGGGUGGAGGAGGAGGAGGUGGAGGAGGAGCGGCGCCGGGAGCCUGUAUCCUGGGAGGAGCGGGGGGCAUCGGGGGACGCUGCAGCCCCAUCCCGGGCCUCUCCAGCAGCCCGUCUGGAUCUCCACUGCACGCCAAACUGAGCGGUCAGGACUCGUACAACAACCUGUCCAACAACAGCAUGGGGAACCCUCGCGUGUCGCCUCUGCCCAGCCUCACGGUGGUGCUGCCCCUGGCCCAGAUCAAACAGCCCAUGACCCUGGGGACCAUCACCAAACGCACAGGCAAAUCGAAGCCGCCUCCGCAGAUCUCGCCCAGUAAGUCCAGCGGAGGAGAGUUCUGCGUGGCCGCGCUCUUCGCCUCGUCCAGGUCCUGGUUCCUGUCCAACCCCAACAUCAAGAGAGAGAAAGACCAGUCGCGGCAGUCGGUGGUGGACUCCCUCUACAUCCUCAGCUGCUAUGGAAACUUAGUCGAACACGUCCUGGAGCCCCGCCCCCUCGCCACGGUAACCAAGAUCAGCGACGACACGCCCCUCGAGCUCAGCACCUGCCCCCGAGCCUGCUGGAUCCUCACCAGGACUCCGCAGUGGAACGAGCUGCAGCCUCCGUUUAACGCUAACCAUCCUCUGGUGAUGUCAUCAGACCUGGUCCAGUACUACCAGUACCUCCUGGCCGUUACGUGCGUUUCGGUCGCUCUUCCCGCUGUGCAGAGGUUCACGAUUUGA
Periophthalmus magnuspinnatus is the source of this 2230-nucleotide messenger RNA. RefSeq names its product BCAS3 microtubule associated cell migration factor (gene bcas3). The record is from RefSeq and is a predicted model, not a curated record. Gene Ontology annotation, cellular component: cytoplasm. Gene Ontology annotation, biological process: autophagy; response to starvation. Gene Ontology annotation, molecular function: protein binding. Lineage: Eukaryota; Metazoa; Chordata; Actinopteri; Gobiiformes; Gobiidae. The coding region runs from base 95 to 2230 and encodes 711 amino acids. The transcript has 20 exons.